Molecule: messenger RNA, 273 nt
Organism: Pipistrellus nathusii (Nathusius's pipistrelle)
Lineage: Eukaryota; Metazoa; Chordata; Mammalia; Chiroptera; Vespertilionidae
Source: the annotation of a GenBank genome assembly
AUGAGGGACCCCGUGAGCAGCCAGUACAGCUCCUUUCUUUUCUGGAGGAUGCCCAUUCCCGAACUGGAUCUGUCGGAGCUGGAAAGCCUGGGUCUAUCAGAUACAUCCAUCUACAAGGUCAAGGACAGCAGCGUUGGCAAAAUGACCGGGCAAGCGGCCGGAACAGAGCCGGAGAAACACCCUGAAGGCGAUGCCCUCCUUCAGUACAGCACCUUCAACUUCUGGAGGGCCCCCAUCGCCAGCAUCCACUCCUUCGAACUGGACUCGCUCUGA